AUGGUCAUCCAACUGGAUCCAUCCAUCACAACAAAUGAAAUUGAUAAAGCAGUGCGCAAUAUGAUCAUUGAGGCCGGUGCUUAUCCUUCUCUUGGAUAUGGCGGAUUUCUAAAAAGUGUAUGUACAUCAGUUAAUGUUCGCCAGCUACAGAAUGGAGACAUAGUAAAUAUUGAUGUGACUGUUUUCUUGAAUGGCUAUCAUGGGGACACUUCAAAGACUUUUCUCUGUGGCGAUGUCAACGAACCAGUAAAACGGCUUGUGAAGGUAACUGAAGAAUGCUUGGAAAGGGCCAUCUCUGUCUGCAAGGAUGGAGCUACCUUUAAAAAGAUUGGGAAGAGAAUUAGUGAGCAUGCUGAAAAAUUUGGCUAUGGAGUGGUGGAACGUUUUGUCGGGCAUGGUAUUGGGACUGUUUUUCACUCUGAGCCUCUUAUAUUACAUCACCGUAAUGAUAAAUCUGGCCGAAUGGUUGAAGGUCAAACAUUUACCAUCGAACCUAUUCUUACAAUGGGGAGCAUUGAAUGUGUGACAUGGGAUGAUGGCUGGACAACUGUGACAGCUGAUGGGGGUCGAGCUGCACAAUUUGAGCAUACCAUACUUAUCACAAGGACUGGCGCAGAAAUUUUGACAAAGUUUUGAGAUAUACUUACAGUUAAAUGCAACAAAGGAAUAUCUCCAAUUUUAUGAAUUUUGAGAAUUGGAAUUCAUCCAAAACCCAUGGAGCGAGGCAAC
This is a messenger RNA of Ananas comosus (pineapple), 729 nucleotides long. Its product is annotated as methionine aminopeptidase 1B, chloroplastic-like. The coding region runs from base 1 to 636 and encodes 211 amino acids. Gene Ontology annotation, biological process: proteolysis. NCBI's taxonomy places the organism in Eukaryota, Viridiplantae, Streptophyta, Magnoliopsida, Poales, Bromeliaceae. The transcript has 8 exons. The record is from RefSeq and is a predicted model, not a curated record. Gene Ontology annotation, molecular function: metalloaminopeptidase activity.